Lathyrus oleraceus (garden pea) is the source of this 384-nucleotide messenger RNA. RefSeq lists its product as uncharacterized. The record is from RefSeq and is a predicted model, not a curated record. The coding region runs from base 1 to 384 and encodes 127 amino acids. Lineage: Eukaryota; Viridiplantae; Streptophyta; Magnoliopsida; Fabales; Fabaceae. The transcript has 2 exons.
AUGUAUGUUGGACCAUAUCAUAUCAUUGAAAGGAUCGAUGAAGUAGCGUACCGUUUAGACUUACCACCCCCACUCUCCGAAUUGCAUGAUGUGUUUCAUGUAUCUCAUAUUUGGAGAUUCAUUCUUGACUAUCUUCAGCAUGUUCUUCCAGAUACUCUUGAGGUAGAAGCAUAUAUUUCAUUCAAACCUCAACCCAGUCAGAUUAUGGAUCGUGCAACUAAGAUAUUAAGGAAUAAGGUGAUUCCUCUUGUCAAGGUUCUUUGGGAAAGAUCGCACCCGGGCGAAGCUAAUUGGGAGCUAGAGUCUGAGAUGCAAGAAGCUUACCCUUACCUUUUCCAGUUGGAUCAGAUUGAGCUCAUAUAUGCUAUAUUGAUUGUCAGUUGA